Messenger RNA from Aspergillus fumigatus Af293, 1104 nucleotides. Lineage: Eukaryota; Fungi; Ascomycota; Eurotiomycetes; Eurotiales; Aspergillaceae. The record is from RefSeq and is a predicted model, not a curated record.
AUGGGACCAAUGGCAGGAUCAGUAGUUGGCAGGGUGCCGGCGCAGCAGAAUUCGACUUGCGAAGUGAGUUCUUUGCAGUGCAGUGGAAGACACGAGGAACUAAUACGGAAGAACACCCAAGGCGACACGAUGACCAAGCCUACCCCAUCGAUGCUCGAAGCAAUCUGUCAGACAACCUUGUUGGACGACGUUUUUGAAGAGGAUCCUGUGACAAAUGACCUCCAAGCCUACGUCGCCGAACGGACUGGCCAUCAGAGCGCCUUACUCGUCAUGUCGGGGACUAUGGGCAAUCAGGUUGCGAUUCGGACACAUCUCGUGCAACCUCCUUACUCCGUUCUCUGUGAUCAUCGCUCUCACAUUGUGCGCUACGAGGCCGGAGGCGUCAGCUCUCUGACAGGGGCCAUGGUACAACCUAUCGUGCCGAGUAACGGUAUUCACCUUACUCUAGAGGACAUUCAAAAGCACGCAGUGCUCGAUGAAGACGUACAUUACUGCCCAACAAAGCUUAUCAGCUUGGAGAAUACCCUGGAUGGCAUGGUGAUGCCUCUGGCCGAAGCUCGUCGGAUCACAGAAUGGGCUCAUCAGAACGGAGUCAAGGUGCAUUUGGACGGCGCGAGACUUUGGGAAGCAGUGGUUUCUGGAGCCGGCAGCUUGCCAGAAUAUGCUGGCCUGUUCGACAGUGUGAGUCUCUGCUUCUCAAAAGGCUUGGGAGCACCGAUUGGGAGCAUCAUCGUCGGAUCCACUGAAUUCAUAAAGAAGGCUCGCUGGUUUCGCAAAUCCAUCGGUGGCGGCGUUCGUCAGGCUGGGGUAAUUGCUGCGGCUGCGCGGGUGGCCCUCGAGGAGACUUUCGGGCCAGAUCCCAACGGUCAGAAGGGUAAACUUCGAGAAACUCACAUCAAUGCCAAGAGAGUCGCUGAGAUGUGGACAACCCGUGGCGGCAAGUUGCAACAUCCAGUACAUACCAACAUGGUAUGGCUGAACCUUGAAUCCUCUGGUGUAGGUCCCAAUGACCUGGCUGAGAUCGGAAAGGAGCUUGGCCUCAAAUUACUCGGAGGCCGAAUCGUCGUGCAUUAUCACUGGGGCAGGUUUUUGAUCGCGCUCUGA